AGGCCCCUUUGCUCUGGGGCAGUUCAGGCUUGGAAAGGGCUUAAAGCAAGUCCAGCCUUCCUGCCUUUCCUCCGAAGUAGCUGAUCGUUGCUAAACGCUUUUAAAAGAGAAUUUGACUAAGCAGAGAAAGCAGCCCUCUUUCCUGGUGACUUGAGGAGCGACGGUCUCUCCCACAGCCUGAAGCUCCUGUAGGUGGUUUGGGACCCCUUCCUAACAGAGGGAACAUUUCGAAAACUUCACACUUUCCAUCACUGCUAACUAAGGGGGGGAGGGGUGAUGGGGGGGUUCUCUGUGGAUUUCCACCAUGGCCAGAAGAGGUGAUCUCAGGUCAAGGCCAACAGAGUAUGGCAAGGCCACGUGUGCCACGGGCAGCUCUGCCCCUGCCUGGCCUCUGACCCGCAGCUCCUUUCCUCCCCCAGACCACCCUGCCCUGCGCAUGAUGGCCGACCCAGAGGACACCCACCAGGCUGGCCCCGCUGGGGCCACUGAGGCCCCAGCUGAGGAGUCGUUCCCACCGGGCGAUGCCUUCCCGCUCUCCUCCCUGGCCAACCUGUUUGAGGGUGAGGAGGGCUCUGGGCCUGGCGAGGCCCCCCGCAGCCCCCCCGGCUCGGGGGACGGCAAGCAGAACCUGCGGAUGAAGUUCCAGGGUGCCUUCCGGAAGGGGGUCCCCAACCCCAUGGAGCUGCUGGAGUCCACCAUCUACGAAUCCUCAGUGGUGCCGGGGCCCAAGAAAGCCCCCAUGGACUCCCUCUUCGACUACGGCACCUACCGCCACCUCCCCAGCGACAACAAGCGGAGGCGAAAGAGGGUCCCGGAGAAGAAGCACCCCAGCAACAAGGGGCCCGCACCCAGCCCCCCACCCAUCCUCAGGGUCUUCAACCGGCCCAUCCUCUUCGACAUCGUCUCCCGGGGCUUCACGGCUGGGCUGGACGGCCUCCUGCCUUUCCUGCUGAGCCACAAGAAGCGGCUGACUGACGAGGAGUUCCGAGAGCUCUCCACCGGCAAGACAUGUCUCCCCAAGGCCCUGCUGAACCUCAGUGGUGGCCGGAACGACACCAUCCCGCUCCUGCUGGACAUUGCGGAGAAAACGGGCAACAUGCGAGAAUUCAUCAAUGCGCCCUUCCGAGACGUCUAUUACCGAGGCCAGACCGCCCUGCACAUUGCGAUCGAACGACGGUGCAAGCACUAUGUGGAGCUGCUGGUGGAGAAAGGGGCCGAUGUGCAUGCCCAGGCGCGGGGCCGUUUCUUCCAGCCCAAAGACGAGGGCGGCUACUUCUACUUUGGAGAGCUGCCCCUCUCUCUGGCCGCCUGCACCAACCAGCCCCACAUCGUCCACUACCUGACGGAGAACGCCCACAAGCAGGCCGACCUCCGGCGGCAAGACUCCCGGGGCAACACAGUGCUCCACGCCUUGGUGGCCAUUGCGGAUAACACCCGUGAGAACACCAAGUUCGUCACUAAGAUGUACGACCUGCUGCUCAUCAAAUGCGCCAAGCUGUUCCCAGACACCAACCUAGAAUCCCUGCUGAACAAUGAUGGCCUCUCGCCCCUCAUGAUGGCGGCCAAGACUGGAAAGAUAGGGAUCUUCCAGCAUAUCAUCCGUCGGGAGGUGAAGGAUGAGGAUGCGCGGCACCUCUCCCGCAAGUUCAAAGACUGGGCCUACGGGCCUGUCUACUCCUCCCUCUAUGACCUGUCCUCCUUGGACACCUGUGGAGAGGAAGUGUCUGUGUUGGAGAUCUUGGUCUACAAUAGCAAGAUUGAGAACCGUCAUGAGAUGUUGGCUGUGGAGCCCAUCAAUGAGCUGCUGCGAGACAAGUGGCACAAAUUUGGGGCCGUCUCCUUCUAUAUCAGCGUGGUCUCCUACCUCUGUGCCAUGGUUAUCUUCACCUUGGUGGCCUACUACCGCCCCCUGGAGGGCACACCCCCGUACCCGUACACGACCACCCCAGACUACCUUCGCCUGGCUGGAGAGAUCAUCACCCUCUUCACAGGGGUCCUUUUUUUCUUCACCAAUAUCAAGGAUCUGUUCAUGAAGAAAUGCCCGGGGGUCAAUUCCUUCUUCAUUGAUGGCUCCUUUCAGUUACUCUACUUCAUCUAUUCCGUCCUGGUCCUGGUUGCAGCUGCUCUCUACCUGGCUGGCAUCGAGGCCUACCUGGCGGUCAUGGUCUUUGCGCUGGUGCUGGGCUGGAUGAACGCCCUCUACUUCACCCGCGGCCUCAAGCUGACGGGCACCUACAGCAUCAUGAUCCAGAAGAUCCUGUUCAAAGACCUUUUCCGCUUCCUCCUGGUUUACGUCCUUUUCAUGAUCGGCUAUGCCUCCGCGCUGGUCUCCCUGCUGAACCCCUGCUCCAGUGCCGAGUCCUGCCGCGAGGACCACUCCAACUGCACGGUGCCCACCUACCCCUCCUGCCGCGACAGCAAGACCUUCAGCACCUUCUUGCUGGACCUCUUCAAGCUGACCAUCGGCAUGGGAGACCUGGAGAUGAUCGAGAACGCCAAGUACCCCGGGGUCUUUGUCAUCCUCCUGGUCACCUACAUCAUCCUCACUUUCGUCCUCCUGCUCAACAUGUUGAUCGCCCUCAUGGGGGAGACGGUGGGGCAGGUCUCCAAGGAAAGCAAGAAGAUCUGGAAGCUCCAGUGGGCCACCACCAUCCUGGACAUUGAGCGCUCCUUCCCCGUGUUUGUCCGGAAAGCCUUCCGCUCGGGAGAGAUGGUCACCGUGGGGAAGUCUCUGGACGGGGUCCCUGACCGAAGGUGGUGCUUCAGAGUGGACGAGGUGAACUGGUCUCACUGGAAUCAGAACCUGGGUAUCAUCAACGAGGACCCCGGCAAGAACGACACCUACCAGUAUUAUGGCUUCUCCCACACCGUGGGGCGCCUGCGCAGAGAUCGCUGGUCAACAGUGGUGCCGCGUGUGGUGGAGCUGAACAAAAAUUCUCAGCCGGAUGAGGUGGUGGUGCCCCUGGACAGCCUGCACUCAGCGGGAGCAAACGCGCAGAAGCCCAGCUACCCUCAUAGCUGGAGGAAGGAAGAGGCUCAGAUCUAGCUGCCAAGCCACCUCCUCCACUCUUUCGGACAGACCCUCCCAAACUGGGAUCCUGAUGGAGCUGCCUCCUGGCUCCCACAGCCAGAGAGAUCAGCCUGCCUCCCAAGAACCUGACUUUGAACGGGACAAGAGAGGUCCAGCCUCUCGCAUUUUAAACAAAACAUUCCUUUUAAAAACACUCCUAUAAAGAGAAACUGGAAACGCGGGUUUAGGUGGCCGCUUUGUGCAUCACAAGGGCAGUUCCGCACAGAGGCCAAGGUAGCUCAGAAUGUUGUCCUUAAAGGAGGCUCUGAAUGCUGAGCCUGGAUUCUCCCAGAGGAGCCCAGAAGGGCCGCUAUUAAGAAAGCGCCAGGCAAUUGUCCAGAGUGGCUCCUUUGAAGAUAUGCACGUUCCUAGUUCUCCGUGAAUUCCCUGCGGUCCAAAAACACGCAGACAGGCUCAGGUGUUCACUCUGCCUGGGGAUGGUGAGUCUCCUCUGAUAGUAUCAUUUUGCACAAGGUUUUAUUGAAUUAUUUAUUUAGUAAUAAAAGCCAAAGCAUCUCUAUUGUACUCUUAUGCUUUUGAGGGGGGUUGCAAUACCC
Crotalus tigris (Tiger rattlesnake) is the source of this 3627-nucleotide messenger RNA. It is a transcript of the gene TRPV4, whose product is annotated as transient receptor potential cation channel subfamily V member 4. Gene Ontology annotation, cellular component: membrane; cilium. The transcript has 15 exons. NCBI's taxonomy places the organism in Eukaryota, Metazoa, Chordata, Lepidosauria, Squamata, Viperidae. The record is from RefSeq and is a predicted model, not a curated record. Gene Ontology annotation, molecular function: protein binding; calcium channel activity. Gene Ontology annotation, biological process: osmosensory signaling pathway; calcium ion import across plasma membrane; actin filament organization. Bases 305 to 3046 code for a protein of 913 amino acids.